Molecule: messenger RNA, 1821 nt
Organism: Frieseomelitta varia
Lineage: Eukaryota; Metazoa; Arthropoda; Insecta; Hymenoptera; Apidae
Gene: Nup44A
Product: nucleoporin SEH1
Exons: 7
Coding region: 233-1459 (408 amino acids)
Biological process (GO): cellular response to amino acid starvation; positive regulation of TORC1 signaling
Cellular component (GO): Seh1-associated complex; nuclear pore outer ring
Molecular function (GO): structural molecule activity; protein binding
Source: RefSeq, a predicted model, not a curated record
UAUUAAUGAUUUUAUUAAAAAAUUUUAAAUACAUUUUUUAUUUAUGUAAUUAGAAUAACUAUAAAGAAUGUUAGUAAUAUUAGUUGUAUUCUACGGUGUUUUACCUUUUCUUCAAUAAUACAAACAGACAAAAAAAGUUUUUCAAUUUUCCUCCUAACCUCUACGGGUAUCGACAUAAGCAUAAAUACUUAUCGAAGUUUAUUUUAAUCUGUAAUAUUGAAACAUAUGAAAGAUGUUCGAAGCACACAGUAUUAAUGCCGAACAUAAAGAUUUAAUUCAUGACAUUGCUUAUGAUUUUUAUGGACAACGAAUGGCAACAUGUUCCAGUGAUCACUACGUGAAAGUCUGGGAUGAAGAUGAACAUGGAAAUUGGCAUUUAUCUGCAUCUUGGAAAGCACACAGUGGGCCAGUAUGGAAAGUAACAUGGGCACAUCCAGAGUUUGGUCAAGUUUUAGCAACAUGCUCUUCUGAUAGAACAGCAGCUGUGUGGGAAGAGAUAGUUGGAGAAGGAUCAGGACCUGGAGAACGCGGCAUGAGACACUGGGUUAGAAGAACAAACUUGGUAGAUUCCAGAAAGUCUGUUACAGAUGUGAAAUUCGCACCUAAAACUUUAGGUCUUUUGUUAGCUACUUGUAGCGAAGACGGAGUAAUUAGGAUAUAUGAAGCACCUGAUGUUAUGAAUCUAAGUCAGUGGACUCUACAGCAUGACAUUAGUUGUAAACUUCAAUGUAGCUGUCUUUCAUGGAAUCCAUCUCUUUCAAGGUUACAUCCUCCAAUGAUAGCAGUUGGAAGUGAUGAUUCAAACCCAUCGUCAGAUGGAAAAGUUUUCAUAUAUGAAUAUUCUGAGAGUAGUAGAAGAUGGACGAAAACACAAACACUAAAUAUUGCUGAUCCCAUUCACGAUAUAGCAUUUGCUCCAAACUUAGGUAGAAGUUUUCACACACUAGCUAUUGCAUCGAAAGAUGUACAAGUAAUCACAUUAAAACCUGUGUUGGAUAAUGUACAAAGUGGUUCAUCACGUUUUGAAAUCAAUAUAGCAGCACAAUUUUCCGACCAUGACUCCACUGUAUGGCGUGUGUGUUGGAAUAUUAUGGGAACUAUUCUAGCAAGUUCGGGAGAUGAUGGUUGUGUUCGAUUAUGGAAAGAUAAUUAUAUUAAUAAUUGGAAAUGUGUUGCUGUUUUGAAAGGUGAUGGUACCUCUGCUCAAAGUGCUGAAACUUCUAUGGCGGCAACACCACCUAAUCAUUCAACAGGGAUACAACAAACAUCUUCUACAACAAGAGCAGUAACAAUAGCAACUGUCACUGCAGAGAAGCCUACAAUUACAGUUAUGUGCAGCAAUAAAUGGCAGGCACCUGUUAUUAAAGGUCGUUUUAGUAAAUCUGUAUGGUUGGGAAAUCCCAGUGAAUCAACCCCACCUCCACCUCCAAUCUUAGAAUAUCCAAAGGCUAAAAAGUAACACAGUUAUUUAAUUUUCAGUAAUAUUAAAAAAAAUACAGUGACAAACGAUUUGCGUUUGAUGAAUUGAUUAAUUAAAAGAAUACACUGUUUUAUGCACUUGAGAGUAAUAUUUUUAUUUGAAAAAGUGUUUGUAAAAAUAAAACAUUUCCAAACAUAUAUUUAUCGCCAUUAUAAUGAUGUGAUAAUAAACAGCAAUAGUUAAUUAUGCGUAAGUAUCACUGUUAAUGCCAUUUAGCGUUUUGUACAUGUAACUAGAUACAUGAAACUUAUAUGCAUACUUACUAUUUUGACUGAUUUUAACAAAUUGUAAUUUUACGUACAUUACUCUUCAUCAUUACGUAACAUAUUUGUAUUUAAAUA